Molecule: messenger RNA, 3248 nt
Organism: Enhydra lutris kenyoni (northern sea otter)
Lineage: Eukaryota; Metazoa; Chordata; Mammalia; Carnivora; Mustelidae
Product: L-2-hydroxyglutarate dehydrogenase
Exons: 10
Coding region: 1-1392 (463 amino acids)
Molecular function (GO): (S)-2-hydroxy-acid oxidase activity; (S)-2-hydroxyglutarate dehydrogenase activity
Source: RefSeq, a predicted model, not a curated record
AUGGUGCUGGUGCUGCGUUACCUGAGCGGUGCCUGCGGCGGGGUCCGCGGGGGUCUCCCCGGGGGCUUCGCUGCGGCGUGCCGGCCGGCGCCGGGGAGGCCCUGGCCGCUGUGCCAAGGUGGCCGUAGAGCCAGCACUCGCUCAUUUGAUGUAGUCAUUAUCGGUGGCGGAAUUGUGGGCCUUGCCUCUGCCAGAGCACUCAUCCUGCGACAUCCAGCACUUUCCAUUGGUGUUCUGGAAAAGGAGAAAGAUUUAGCUGUACACCAGACUGGACAUAACAGUGGUGUCAUACAUAGUGGAAUUUAUUAUAAACCUGAAUCUCUGAAAGCUAAAUUGUGUGUACAAGGUUCUGCCCUCAUCUAUGAGUAUUGUAACCAAAAGGGAAUUUCCUACAAGCAAUGUGGCAAGCUUAUAGUAGCUGUUAAACAAGAAGAAAUCCCCAGACUUCAGGCCCUAUAUGAGAGAGGCCUGCAGAAUGGUGUGCAGGGCCUGAGGCUAAUCCAACAGGAGGAUAUAAAGAAGAAGGAGCCAUAUUGUAGGGGUCUAAUGGCUAUUGAUUGCCCAUACACUGGCAUUGUGGACUAUCGGCAGGUGGCUUUGUCAUUUGCCCAGGAUUUCCAAGAAGCAGGUGGCGUUGUCAUGACCAGUUUUGAAGUAAAAGAUAUUGAAAUGGCUAAAGAAAGUCCUUCAGGAAGUAAAGAUGGAAUGAAAUAUCCAAUUGUUAUAAGGAAUCCAAAGGGAGAGGAAGUUCAGUGUCAGUACGUUGUGACAUGUGCAGGACUUUACUCGGACCGUAUUUCAGAAUUGAGUGGCUGUAAUCCUAACCCUCAAAUUGUACCAUUCCGGGGAGAUUACCUGCUCUUGAAGCCAGAAAAAUGCUAUCUUGUAAAAGGAAAUAUUUAUCCGGUCCCAGAUAGCCGGUUUCCUUUCCUAGGGGUUCACUUCACACCUAGGAUGGACGGCAGUAUUUGGCUAGGGCCCAAUGCGGUUCUUGCCUUUAAACGAGAAGGCUAUAAACCCUUUGACUUCAGUGCCAGAGAUGUUAUGGAUGAAAUUAUCAAGAGUGGCUUGAUUAAAUUGGUGUUCCAGAAUUUUUCCUAUGGAGUCAAUGAAAUGUAUAAAGCCUGUUUUCUCAGUGCAACAGUGAAGCACCUUCAAAAGUUUAUCCCUGAAAUUACUACCAGUGAUAUACUGAGAGGUCCAGCUGGAGUAAGAGCCCAAGCCCUGGAUAGAGAUGGAAAUCUGGUAGAAGAUUUUGUAUUUGAUGGAGGAGUUGGAGAUAUUGGAAAUCGCAUUCUUCAUGUGAGAAAUGCACCCUCCCCUGCAGCUACUUCUUCUCUUGCAAUUUCUGGAAUGAUUGCAGAUGAAGUGCAACAAAGAUUUAAAUUGUAAAUAAUGUAAGGAGCUAGGUAUGCAUUUUAAUUUCCAUAUUCAACAAUAAGAAUAUACUAAUUGCAUCCUUUAAUUUAAGGAAAAUGAUUUGAAAAUCUCCUUUUUAGGUAUCCUAACAACUGAAUUGUUAGAAUGCUGUAACAUAGAAAUAAUAAUUUUUUAAAGUCCAUCCCCUUUCACUUUGUGAAUAAAGAAGCAAGGUACAGUUGUAUCUGUCCUGAAUCCCUUUGUUAUUGACUUGUCCUUACCAACCAUGAUCUAGAGAUUUGGCUUUCUAGAAUUUCUGGGAAUGAUGUGACAAAAAAUUGAUUGUUCCCUUAACUUUUUGGCUUUAUGAUUUCUAAGCUUUUUAUUCUCUGCUAAAUAAGAAAAUACAGUAUAUUGGAGGUUGCAAACCUCCUUUUAGUUUUGAAGAGUCAUAAGAAAGCUCACAUUAUUUGGAGCAACAGUAUUUGUAUUUGGGAUUUUAAAAUUCUUGAUUUAAAGAAAAUAUAUGAAAUUUCACAUUUUUAAGUAGUUUGAAUAAGAUUCUAUCUAGCUAUAAUAUUUGUAAGAAAUAACUUUGCAAAAGAAACGUAAAGUCUUUAUUAUUUCCAGUCUUUUUAUAACUUAGUGUGGGAUUACCACUAAAUCCAAACAGCAGUUCACUAUGAGUGGUUCUUGCUGACUCUUUAUAGUCUUUUGUGGUUGAGAAAAGAGAAUUUAGGAUUUAGAACUGAUAGGUUUUUAUGAGAGCAGUUUUAGGAUCCUAACACUGAUAUAUAGAACUCUGUAAUUUUAAAAAUUAUUUACCUCUAUAUCUCUGUUUUUCAGUCAUACCAAGUUUCUCAAACAUUGGCCAAGAUCACUAAUUAUUCAUGCCUACUUAGUUUUCAGGGAUCCUAUGAACUUUUAUGAGGAUAUUUCUUCAUUUGGGGGAAAUAACCUAACUUUGAGGCAUUCACUUUUGUAAACCGCAAAAGUGCCUUACAUUCAUGUGUACUUCAUGAGUAUUUCAAAUUAUGGCCCAGUGCCGGUACUGUAUAUUGUAUAUAUGUGUGUGGUAUCUGUUGAAAUGAUUCUUGCAGUUCAGAAAGUUGGAAAAUAGAAAUAUAAAUGAAUUUAUGGCCGCCUCUUGAUUGGGAAAACUUUUAUUACAGAACCAUCAUGUAGGUGAAACAUUUUCAUUCAUUCCCUCAUAUAUAUGCUCUCUCAGGAUUAAUUUUCCACUCUUCUUUCUUUCCCCGUAUCUUUCCAAAUCUAUGUGAUAGAUAAGUAAGGAUGUACAUUUUGACUGAUAGGAAAAACUUCUGUUUUCUUCCUUUUCACUUCAAGCCUCAGUGAUUACAUUGUUUGAGCUACCUCAACCAUUAAUUUGAAAGGCUGUAUCACCAGCUUAUGUUCAAGAAGUAGCACAUCCCAGGUAUAGACAAGGCAAUUAUUUGACACUUGGGAUGAGCAUUCAGAAACCACUCACAGAAGAAACCAGCCCUAAUGGUUCUUCAUAACAACUGAUUCCUCCAAGAAAUGUGACACACAGGAUAUUUUUCUGUUCCAUUACAAGACUAUUAAGAGAUGGAAAAUUUUACAAUUCUCUAUUUCAUAAACAGUGAGAUUGCAUAUAUACUAAGCUGUGAAAGACUGAAGUUACAAAAAUAACUAUCCUAAUUAAAGCAACCCCUAUUCCAUUUGGGUCUAUAUUAUACCCCCAAAAAAUACAAGUGAAAAAUUAUUGAAAGUGAAUGUGUAGGUUAUUAUGUUUGUAAAACAUUUUAUAUUUAUAUUAAUUGGGUUUGUUGUGUAAUACUGAUAUUCUAUUUAAAAGUUUUGUGUACUUCUGAAAGAAGAAGAAUGUAAAUUAAUAUUAAAAUAUUUUA